CAUCCACGCGAAGAAACACCUAUAAAGCUCACGACACUUCAUUCCAAAUGGAUACCCCACGGCGACGUAUCCUCCGAAAACCACAAGUAUGAGAGUGUUGGAGCAACCGAGCUUCCAGAUGACGAAGCACCGAACGAUGGUUCAAAACCACUUCCGAAAAUAAAAGCAAAAUGGAUGACCGGCUUGCUAUUCUGCGCAUUAGGAGUAGCCUUGGCCCUGCUCGCUCAUGUCAUUCUUACCGUUAAAUUGGCUACCAAGGCCGCGUCGCAUGGCUAUGGAUGGGGUGACUCGUCAAGUGUGGUCUUUCAUGGAGAAUGCAGCACUGCGAAUUCAACCGCGACUUGGUUGCAUGUGUUGAUUAACAUUAUUGUCCUUACACUUACUGCCACAAGCAGCUACUGCUGUCAGAUAUUGGCUGCGCCAUCACGUGCAGGGGUUGAUAAGGCUCAUGCACGCCGGGUUUGGGUUUCUAUCGGUUCGUCGAGCUUUACGAAUAUCUGGUACGCACCAUACUGGCGCAAGAUACUCUGGUUGUUGGUUCUUUUGUCUUCGCUCCCAGUUCAAAUGGCGUACAACUCCUUUGUGUAUGUUUCUGUCAAUGCGCAAGACUUCGGAAUGGUAAUUGCCCCAACGAACUUUACGACUACAGGCUCGGACUGGAACACGACUGCACAUUUUGAGGAUAUGGUGGGAAUGAGCGCGGGGAGCUUGCGUACUGCCAUUUCUUCUGGAAGUUUGGAGAGAUUGAAUAUUACCGAUUGUGCAGAUGAAUUGGCCAGCUUUCAGACACGCAAAAAUCUUGUGGUGGCGAUGAGCUCAGAAGUCGAUAUGCUCUCCGGUUGGACGUGCAGAAUGAAUACAUACAACGAUGGCCCCCAAUUCAAUUCCACUGAGGGAGGUUGUUCAUUGACAGAAGCAUGGAAAGGUGAGCUGGAGUUCGAUUGGUUUAUCAAAGACCCUUUGUCGCUAUCAACGAAGAGCAAGAUCGAAUAUUGCUAUCAUCAACCGGUCAAAGCCACCUGUCAGCUAGAGUGCAGCUUGCCAAUCGGCGUAGCUGUCAUGACCUGCAUUGCAGUCAAGCUCGUCUGCAUGUUGAUUGCGGCUCUUGAUCGUCGAAAGGAGAUUUUCUUGACGAUCGGGGAUGCCCUUGCUUCGUUCCUCAGACGGCCAGAUCAGUAUACGGCGAACAAUUGUCUUAUGGCAAGAACAAACAAAGGCCAGUCCAAGGUCAAACUCACACUCAACGAGUACCCUUGGGUAUCGAUAUUUUCGCGAUCAGUACCUUUUCGAUACGGAGAAGCAUCUCCCCCACAGCCUAAAACAGUGAGCACAGCACGUCGCACUUGGUCAUCCGCCUUCCCGCCAAGGAUGGUUGCUUUCCUCGUCCUCUUCAAGGCCGGUCUGGUGGUCCUGGGCGCUAUUGCUAUAAGAUUCAAUACCACCAUGUUUGGUGAAUCUGGGUACAAUUUAGCCUUGAUUGGACAGUCUUCUUGGGACAAGAAAGUCAACACGCUAUAUCAUAGCCAAUUCUAUCCAACUGUGGGACUGGGAUUCGUGGCCGUAGUGCUCAUUGCAAAUAUUCCUCAGCUUAUUAUUUCCAUCGUCUACACGGUCUACAAUAAUGCGCUGACGCGGAUGCUUCUUGCGGCCGAGUUUAACAGCUACGCUGUCAAAUAUAAGCCUCUCCGGGUUUCGUUUCCUACUGGUGAACAACGGUCAACAUACUACCUCUCCGUUCCAUACCGAUACAGCAUUCCAUUCCUUGCGAUCUUCACGCUCUCUCAUUGGCUCGCCUCGGAAGCUCUUUCCUUCUACCAAAUCGUCCCCAUAAAUAUCAAAGGCGACUUCGAGCCUGACCGAACAGUCAACGGAUUAAAUGCUUCUUCUUUGGGAUUUAGAAUCAUGGUCGUCCCGUGGUUCAUAACUGUCGUGGUAUUUUUUAUCCUGAUGCUACGGCGUUUCAAGUCAGCUUCUAUUCCCCUUGCGUUAAACUGCAGUGCGGCGCUCAGUGCGGCCUGUCAUCGGCCGCCUGACGACAACGAUGCAGCAGAAAAACCUGUCAAGUGGGGAGAAGUCGUUGGUAUGAAAGUGCCAAAUCUAUCAACCCACAUCGGACCGGGAAUUGCGGAUCUCGAGACUGAAUGCCGUCAUUGCAGCUUCACUUCUAAAGAUGUCGUCGACCCAAGGCCCAAUUGUGCAUAUUAUUGA
Penicillium longicatenatum is the source of this 2208-nucleotide messenger RNA. RefSeq lists its product as uncharacterized. The record is from RefSeq and is a predicted model, not a curated record. Lineage: Eukaryota; Fungi; Ascomycota; Eurotiomycetes; Eurotiales; Aspergillaceae. The transcript is spliced from 3 exons. The annotation marks the transcript as partial.